Glycine soja is the source of this 1097-nucleotide messenger RNA. Its product is annotated as mediator of RNA polymerase II transcription subunit 10b-like. Gene Ontology annotation, cellular component: chromatin; mediator complex. NCBI's taxonomy places the organism in Eukaryota, Viridiplantae, Streptophyta, Magnoliopsida, Fabales, Fabaceae. The transcript has 9 exons. The record is from RefSeq and is a predicted model, not a curated record. Bases 368 to 940 code for a protein of 190 amino acids. Gene Ontology annotation, molecular function: transcription coregulator activity. Gene Ontology annotation, biological process: positive regulation of transcription by RNA polymerase II.
UCCCUUUUAGGGUUCUAAACUAAUACCGCUUUGGCUAUUUUUAUGAGUGAUCUCAACUGUAAUUCGUUGUUCCUAUAUUCUAAGCCAAAGAUAACGUUUCUGAGUUUCGCAAUUUGUAUUUCGCUUUUUUAUUUCAUUGCUUCGAGUUCAGAGGUCCCCCCCUUCACUGCAACGUUUUCACCUUGAUUUCUUCAGAAUAGCGGCGGUUAUCCUCUAUCCUGCUAUAUUGGUUUUUCGGUCGGCUGCUAUGUGCCGCUACUCAAGAUUCAAAACAUUCUGCUCUAGUUCUCUCUCACAAGCUUUCUCCAGCUUUGCAACUAGCUUUGUCUGACUCUGGCAUAUAUUUUUGUUCUUCAGAAAAAUACUAAUGGAUUCAUCACAAAGUGCGGCUCUUGGGGGAAAUGGUGGGAGUGGUGGAAAUGGGACGUUGAUUUCUCAAAUUAAUGACAUGGCAGCCUCUGCAACAGGAGCUGAUGAUUCUAUGCAGAAGCUGAACCAGGUCAGCAACUCCAUUCAGAAAACCUUGGGCCUUAUCCAUCAGCUUUACCUCACAGUUUCUACCUUCAAUGCUGCCUUUCAAAUGCCUCUCCUCCAACGCAUCAAUGGCCUUGUUGCGGAGCUUGACAACAUGGUUAAAUUGGCAGAGAAGUGCAACAUUCAGGUUCCUAUGGAGGUUGUCAAUUUAAUUGAUGAUGGAAAGAAUCCAGACGAAUUUACCAAAGAUGUUAUAAACAGCUGUAUUGCAAAGAAUCAGAUCACCAAAGGAAAAACUGAUGCUUUAAAGAGUUUGCGCAAACAUCUUUUGGAGGAAUUGGAGCAGAACUUCCCUGAUGAGGUUGAAACUUUUAGAGAGAGUCGUACUGCUGCAGCUGCUGAGUUGAAACGUCAGGCACAAAGCGCACUGCCAAAUGGAGAUGUGAGAGUUAAAUCAGAGCAUUGAGUGAUAUAUUUCUUGUGUCUUCUAGCGUUUAUGUAUGCACUGUAUAGUGGAGUUCAGCACUGUUCCUUGUUUCUGCAUGUUGGUUAAAUGCUGUAAAUUUGAUGACUAAUUUUUGCUUACUAUUAAUUACUUAAUUUGGCUUGUUGCUAUUUUUUGA